AUGGCGGCCCGAUUCGUGACCCCCAUAGCACUUCCGCUGAUUCAUCUGUACCAACAGCCACGACCUCAGUUCCCGAAUCCAGGAUACCUCCCCAACGGUACAGCCUCAGGGCCGACUCCUGGGGCUCAAGCGCUCUUGCCAAACAACGGCCGCAUCAUUCAGUCCGGUUCCAUUCGAGUUCUUUGCAUCGCAGAUGUCAGAGGAAAUCUCAGAUCUCUCAAUGAGCUGGCAAAAACUGCGAAGGCCGACUAUAUUUUACACACCGGCGAUUUUGGGUUCUAUGACAACACUUCGCUGGAGAGGAUAGCCGAGAAGACACUGAAACAUGUCGCCCAAUACUCUCCACUCCUGAGUGAAAAUGUCAAGCGCCAAAUUGCUCAGCCUCAGCCUCAGCGGCCGAUCAAGCAAAUGUUCACACCGGACCAACUACCCCUGUCAGAAUUACCACUUCUGCUCAACAAGCAAAUCACCCUUGACGUGCCUGUUUACACGGUUUGGGGCGCUUGCGAAGAUGUGAGAGUGUUGGAACGUUUUCGGUCGGGCGAGUACAAGGUGGACAAUCUGCACAUUAUCGACGAGGUUAAUUCAAGAUUACUCGAUAUUGGCGGAGUAAAACUCAGACUCCUCGGUCUCGGCGGCGCAGUCGUCAUUCACAAGCUGUUUGACAACGGAGAAGGCAAAACCUAUAUUGCAGGCGGCCAAGGCACCAUGUGGACAACGCUGCUUCAGAUUGGCGCUCUGAUCGACACUGCGAACCGCGUUUACGACCCCUCAGAAACCCGCAUCUUUCUGACACACGCGUCACCUGCCAGGGACGGCAUCCUCAACCAGCUCUCUGUCACUCUGAAGGCUGAUUUCUCCAUUUCAGCGGGUCUACAUUUCCGAUACGGCAGCUCCUACAACGAGUUUUCUGUCAAUCCAUCGCUUGACCACUACCGCGGAAAGUUGGCGGCGUCCAAAGCGUCCUUCCAGGAUGUGUGGGAGACUGUCAAGAUGGACGUGGAGCAGGCGAUCGAACAAAAUACCAAUCACAAGGCUCUUCUUCACAGCGCUCUGGAAAUUGUAGAGAAGAUGCCCAGUACUGCUAAUGGAGGCAAUCCUUUUGGCGGUCCUGUGGGCGGUGGACCGGGGGCAGGCCAGGUUGACGAAAGUGCCUUUAAAAACAUGUGGAACUUCAAUCUCGCAGACGCUGCAUUCGGCUACCUUGUUUUGGAAAUUGAAGGUGGCCGUAUUGGUACGGAGAUGCGGGCACAAGGCUUCAACUUUGCUCAUCGCGGAAAACCAACAGUCCCUUCGACUAUUCCUCAACCACCGCCGACAGGCCCAGGAUCCGUGGUCUCGGGUCCCGUGCCUCCUGCCCCUGCUUCGACUGGUCCACCUCAAAACCGCACUCCUGCGUUCCCUGCACCGGCACAACCUUUCCCACAGCAACAGAAGCCUCUGCAGCAACAACCGCCCCCACAACAUCAGCAGCAGCAGAGCAGACCUGGUCAAACUCCUCAGCCCGCUCCAACACCUGCUGUUAAAAUGGGAACUCCUCCUGCAGAAGGGUCUCCUGCUCCGCCUGUGACCCAGGGAAAGCCAUUGACGCCUCAACCAUCGACUUCAGGAGUUCCAACAACUUCUGCCCUUGCGGCCACCAACGGUACCAGUGGGGACAAGAUCAGUGAAGGUGACGGUGCUAAAGCCAAAGUUGCAACGCCUCCAGCCGAUCGCAGACCUCCGACUGCUCUUUAUGUGUCUCAGGCCGACAGUGAACAGCAUAUCCGAGACUGUUUUGGUGACGAAGACCGUGAAAAGAUCAAGGCCAUUAGCCGGAUGGGCAAAUUUCCCAACUGGAAGGUGCAAUUCGAGACGCAUGAAAUUGCCGAAGCUGCUUUGAGCAGAGUGCAAGGCGAAGCGCAAAACCACAAGAAUUCUUCCGGCAAAAUUCCGAAGUUUACAUGGUUUGAAGAGCGCACUGACCGUGUUCCCGGUCUUCAUCAACGUGACAACCACAGCCAAGGUGGAGUUGGGACAUGGCAGCCUAGUAACCGGGGGGCGGCUGGAUCGACCAAUGCUCCCAGAGGCGGAGGGUAUCAGAGCGGAGGAGCAAGUGACAGUGAAGGCGGUCGAGGCCGAGGCGGAUUCCGCGGGCGUGGGCGCGGUCGGGGAGAUGAUCGAGGUGGGCGCGGCGGUCGAGGUGGCGGACGAGGCACUUACCAGAACAAGACGACUGAUGGAGCCGCGGACAGCAAACCCGCAGAUUCGAAGCCCAGCGAGGUCAAGCCAGCUGCUACUGCAGGCGAGAAUUGA
Fonsecaea multimorphosa CBS 102226 is the source of this 2295-nucleotide messenger RNA. RefSeq lists its product as uncharacterized. The record is from RefSeq and is a predicted model, not a curated record. Bases 1 to 2295 code for a protein of 764 amino acids. NCBI's taxonomy places the organism in Eukaryota, Fungi, Ascomycota, Eurotiomycetes, Chaetothyriales, Herpotrichiellaceae. The transcript has 3 exons.